Molecule: messenger RNA, 2486 nt
Organism: Cuscuta europaea
Lineage: Eukaryota; Viridiplantae; Streptophyta; Magnoliopsida; Solanales; Convolvulaceae
Source: the annotation of a GenBank genome assembly
CCACAAUAUCACGCAUUUUACUUCCAUUUUCAUCUUUCUGAAGACCACAAUAUAUCAACUCAGUUCUUAAGAAUGGAUGCACCUCAUAGACAUGAAGAUAUUACUUUUCAACUAAUCGAUGAGUGUUAUAAUGACUUCAAGGAAAAGGACUUCGAGAACUUUGCAUUAAGAACAGAUUUCAAAGAGUGUGUCCGCUCAUAUGCAAUUGUAGCAAUACUCGGCCCAGUUAGUAGUGGAAAAAGCACAUUACUCAAUCACUUGUUCAAUACACGGUUUCAGACGAUGGAUGAUUCUAAAAGAGGGUCUCAAGCAACUUUAGGGAUUUGGAUGUCAAGAUGUCCAGACGUAAGACCUUUCACGCUUGUAAUGGAUGUGGAAGGCUCAGAUUGCGGUCAAAUACGGGGCAAUACUUCAUUUGAAAAGCAGAGUGCUCUUUUUACUCUUUUGGUAGCUGACAUUGUUUUAAUUAAUAUGUGGUGUAAAGACAUUGGCCGGGAGCACGCUGCUAAUAAGCCUCUUCUAAGAACUAUUUUCCAGCAGGCCAUGAAGGAAUUCAUGAAAAAGCCAAGGAAAAUAACACUAAUGUUUGUCGUACGCGACGAAAUAGAGUCUCGAAAAUCUAGUUUAGAAGAAAUACUUAGAGAAGAUCUAAUGGAGAUAUGGGCCUCUGCUAUUCCAUCAAGCAGCACCAAUCUCCAGCUUCAAGAUUAUUUUGAAGUUAAAUUUAUAUUUCUUCCAAAUUAUGAAGAACGUGAAGAAGGUUUUAAACUAAAGGUCACAGAGUUAAAGGAAAAAUUCAUCAUUCCCGCACUUAAACACAUAGACGACAAAGCAAAACAUCGGGCUUCAAUGUUUCCAGCGCUUGCACAAGAAAUAUGGAGUGACAUAUUGGGAAAUAAGGACCUUGAUGUUCCUAAAUAUGAGAUAUUGGUUUCAAUCGCGCGGUGUGAAAAGAUUAAAAAUGAUCAUUUUAAUUCCUUCAAAAAGAAUAAGCUUUUGCGUACUUUGAGAAAAGUUGCAUACUAUCGCCCUGUUCCCAAUUUUGGUGAAGAAGUGGACUCCUUUCUCAACACUUGUGUGUCAAAGUAUGACGAAGAAGCCUCAUUUUAUGAUGAAAGUGUUGUCAAGGAAAAACGAGAGCAGCUUAUUCAAGAAUGUUUGCAGCAUGUUGAACAUAUUUAUAUAGGUAUGGUGAAGGAUUGGAGGCUGACGAGUUUGAAGGGAUUUAUGGAUGCAAUUGAUAAGUGUACAGACGGAAAUAAUAGAGUUAUCAUAGUCGAAGAUCACACCCGAUGCUGGUUAAAUAAAUUUGACGAAGGCUGUGAAGCUUUCAGAGCAAGGGAGGCCAAGUGGGAUUCGUGGAAAGAAAGGGCAAAGCUUGAAAUGCAGAUGAAAAAUUAUGCUUCUGCUAAACAAGAAGACAGACCUGGGUUUGUAGUGAAAGAACUCUAUGAGCCGACUAUAAAAAAAGAAUUGUCAAGCUGGCUGAGUUUUACAGUCUGUGAUGAUCCUCGAGUUCCAAGAUGGUCAAGAAUAAGAGAAGAAUUCAAAAGCUUGGUAGAGAAAGCUCUGCCUCAGCUUGACACCGCAUUAUCAUACUUUGGCAUGAAUGAUGAAGACAGGAAAAAAUUGACAGAUGGGUUAGGGGAAUAUGCAAAAAAUGUUGCAAUAACAAAGUUUAGAGAAGAAUCUGAUCGGGCUAAGAGCCAUUUGAUCAACAAAUUAAGCAAACACUUGGAGUACGAUGAUGAUUCAUCUCCACAAAAUCCGGAAACUGCUUUGCCUACUUUAGUCUCUCGUUGCGUACAGUUGCUUGCUGUUUUGGCAGUCGCCCGUUGGGAAGAAGGGGAUGAGGAUGAUGAUGGUGUUCUCACAACUUUAAAAGCAGCCGUGGAUGGUCAGAAAAUUGCAUUAGAAGACCUUGAUUCAAACGCAUGGGAAAAGGUUCGACCAUCUGCAACAUUGAUAACACCGAUUAAGUGCUCUCAGUUGAUCAAAGAGUUACGUGAAGAAAUGGAAAAAAUUUCCGCACGCAUGAUGGAGCGGUUCCAAGCUUCAAAAACUAAUGCUGAAAGAAAGGUUACUCGUCUGAUGGCGUACCAUCAUCAAACCGCACCUUUAGAGGUUCAGCCGUCUAAAACAUUGAUAACACAUAUUACAUCCACAGAGAUGAUGAAAGGUGUCAUGGUUGAAGCAAGAAAAAAUGCCAAUUGCGCUAUUGAGGGGAUGAAUUCUAGGACACAAAUAUUCAUCAAGAACAAUCCUUUUCUAACCGGAGCAGUACUUGCACUUCUGAUUGCUGUUUGGGGAGUAAUUUAUAGCCGAUCAACUCAUCACAUGCUGGAGUAGUUCAUAUGUGAUGAAUUGUUUAAAUUAUUAAAGUAUCAUUAUUAUUGCAUUUCCUUGCUAUUUCCUUACUCUGGAGUGUAUAUUGUGAAGCAGACCACAUAAUUAUAAUGACCUAUUCAGUAUUAAGUUUACCCAUC